AAAUUUUGAUAUGAUAUGGUACAGUGCUUGUAGCGCCAGUUAUUCAGAACUAUGAUAAACAAUCUCGAAAGAAGCAUAACAUCUUGUGCGAUUUAUAGAAUAGUAAUUUUUGUGUGAAGUUAUUGACUUGUGUCGGGUUAUAGGGUGUCGAUAAGUAUCAUAUAUAAAGAAUAAUAAAUUUUAGUAAAUAAUUGAAAUGGGUAGCACAGAUAAAGCUGUGAUCACGGGUUUUAUAUGUAGACUUUGCAGCAAAAUGAACCGUUUCGUGAUCCACAUAUACGGUGAAGAGGGUGAAAGAAUGAAACUUGCUGAAAAAAUAAAUGCUUAUCUUCCAAUUACGGUAAACAUGAAUGACCCAUUACCUAAAACAGCAUGUCUACAUUGUAUCGAACGACUAGAAGCUCAUCAUGAAUUAAUGGGACAAUUUUUGUUAGCUAAACGAAGGUUAACAAAAUCAUCAACAGUUGCAUCAACUUCGACACAAACUGUUGAUACUGCACCAACAUCUAGUUCACCUCCAUGUUGACAUAUAGAAUUAAAAGCAUAUCUUUACGCUCAAUAUUAUUAAACAUUUUCUGUAUCUUAUUUGUAUUGUUAUUUGAAUAAUUUAUUACUAGGAACAUAAUAUUGUUAAACAAAAAGGUAUAUAUACAAUUAAUCAAUUCAUUCAGCAAUCCAUAAAAUUAUUUACUUAAUUUACUUGUCUUUAAUAAUUUUAUACAAAAUUUUUUCUUAAAAUUAUUCAUUUAUUGUAUAAACUUUUUAUUUUUUACACAAAUUAUAAUUUUUUAUUAAUAUUUUUAUUAAUAUUAUGAAAUAUAUAUAAUGAUUAUUUCUUUAUAUUUCAUUACUUUUUUAAAAAAUUAAAAAUUUUUUUGAUUAUAAUGAAUAAAAUUAAAAUUAGGUAUAAAUAUCUUUAUAUAAAUAUCUUUAGUUUAUUUGAAUAUUAAUUCAAAUUUUUCAAUUAAUAUUUUAUGUUAUGUAUUUUAUAUAGUUUUUAUCAUAUAUAUAUAACAAAUUUGUAAUCAUUUUUUAAUAAUGUCAGAUAGUAUAUUGCUUCUUUAACAAAUUUAUACUGCUGGUGUACAAAGAUAGAUAGCUAUGUCAAAUUUCUUAAAAUAUUAAAUAAUGUCAUAUUAUAUAUAAUUAAAAAUAAAUUAAAAAUAAGAAAUCAUUUUAUUGACAGAUGUUUACUAGCAUUAUAUAUUAGAUACAUAAAAUUGUCAAUACUAAUAUACAUAAAGUAAUCAUGUUUCAUUUGUUAUUAAAUAUUAAUAGUUUUAUAUAUAAAAUAUAUGUAUAAAACUAUAAUAAUAAAAAUAUUUGCAUAAUUAUAAUAUAUUAAUAUAUAUUAUUAUGCAGAGUUUAACAAAAUUUGAAUGUUUACUUCUAAGUUGCAAUAUAAUGAAUAAUUUAUAAUAAUUUUCAAAAUAAUAACUUUCGAAAUAAAAAUUUUAAUUAAUUACAGUAUUUUAUAUUUUGAAAAACCAAAAAUCAUUUUAAGAAUAAUACAAGGAUAAAUAAUAUUACUAUAAUUUGUUAAGAUAGGAUUUAUUUCUUAACAAUAUUCGCUAACACAAUUAAAUGUUACGUAGAACAAUAUUAUUGGUUGGCGACACAAUCCAUAUUGUGCUUACUAUAUGUAUUAUUUCACAUGUAAUUCAUGAUUUACAAAGAGAAAAUUUGUUUUUAGAAGAUAAGGAUGCGUUCGUCACUCAAAUAAUUCGUCAUUUGUUAUAUGUUCUUAAAUAUUUUAAUAUUAUUUGUUUUACUCAAUAUGUUAUUAUUAUUACAUAAGAAAAGACAAUAUAAAGCUAUGUAUCUGUGAUCAAUAUAUGUACAUAAUAGUUUA
Molecule: messenger RNA, 1852 nt
Organism: Apis cerana (Asiatic honeybee)
Lineage: Eukaryota; Metazoa; Arthropoda; Insecta; Hymenoptera; Apidae
Cellular component (GO): nucleus
Molecular function (GO): zinc ion binding
Source: RefSeq, a predicted model, not a curated record